Molecule: messenger RNA, 4671 nt
Organism: Phyllopteryx taeniolatus (common seadragon)
Lineage: Eukaryota; Metazoa; Chordata; Actinopteri; Syngnathiformes; Syngnathidae
Gene: per2
Product: period circadian clock 2
Exons: 24
Coding region: 260-4537 (1425 amino acids)
Biological process (GO): circadian regulation of gene expression; negative regulation of transcription by RNA polymerase II; entrainment of circadian clock by photoperiod
Cellular component (GO): nucleus; cytoplasm
Molecular function (GO): transcription corepressor binding; transcription cis-regulatory region binding
Source: RefSeq, a predicted model, not a curated record
CAACCGGAGACCCUCCACACACUCCCAAUACAAAUUUGACCGAGAGAGCAACUGUGUCAUAGGCAGCUAAAAACAUCCGUGCCGGCUUUUUCCUUUGGUUUCAAGUUUUUAGUUUGGCGUGAACACUGAGACCGGGGUCAUCUGUUCUUUUAAGAUCAGUCCCAUUUCAUUCCUUCCAACAACACCACUGAUGAUGGGGUGAUUGUGCUCCUUCUACUCAACCUCACCGACAACAGUAAGAAGUCAGCUCAUCCUCCCGAUGUCAGAAGAUUCAGACUCCAAGCACUACUGCUUCUCAGUACUGGAGGACCAAGGUGGAGCUUCAGGCUGCCAAGCGUCCACUUCGUGCUGCUCCAUACCGAGAGGCCCUACUGGCUGCAGCUCUAUGGUGCAGCUGCAGCGGAUGUGCAGCUACGGCCAAAGGGGGUCCGAGCUGGGCCUGCCGUCGGAGGGCAGCGACAGUAGUGGCCAGGACCCUCCUCUCGCCAGGUCGCACAAGCUUUGCAAGAGUUCUCAGGCUUCCUCCCUACCAGAGGAAGAUGUGGCAUUUAAGAGCAGCGGGUCCAGCGGCAGCGGGACCGAGUCGCACGGCAAUGAAAGCAACGGUCACGAGUCCAUGGGCAGCUCCAACAGUAACAAAGAUUCCGCUUUGCUGGAGUCUUCUGGAAGCAAUAAGAGCUCAAACUCCCACAGCUCAUCUCCCCCCAGUAGUUCAAAUGCCUUCAGUUUGCUCAGCUCUGAGCAGGACAACCCUUCAACCAGCGGCUGCAGUAGUCAAGAGUCGGCCAAAGCCAAGACUCAAAAGGAAGUGCUGAAGACCCUGAAAGAGCUGAAGCUGUACCUGCCUGCCGAGAAAAGGCAUGGCAGCAAGUCCACCACGUUGAAUACACUCAAAUACGCCCUGCACUGCGUCAAGCAGGUGGAAGCCAAUGAGGAGUACUACCAGCUCCUGAUGACCAAUGACCGUCAACCUUCCGGCCUGGAUGCAUCGUCGUAUACCAUCGAGGAGAUAGAGAGCAUAACAUCUGAAUUCAUUCUCAAAAAUAAUGACAUUUUCGCGGUGGCCGUGUCUCUCAUCACGGGAAAGAUUGUGUACAUCUCCGACCAGGCCGCCUCCAUCCUCAACUGCAAAAGGGAUGUGUUCAACAACAGGAAGUUUGUGGAGUUUCUCAUCCCACAGGAUGUCAGCGUGUUCUACAGCUUCACUACGCCGUAUCGCUUGCCCUCCUGGAGCAUGUGCACAGGAGCUGACUCGUCGCCGUCUGACUGCAUGCAGGAGAAGUCCUUCUUCUGCCGUAUCAGUGGAGGUAAGGAGUGCAAGGGCGACCUGCAGUACUAUCCUUUCCGAAUGACUCCGUACCUGAUGAAGGUCCAAGUCGCAGCACAUGCCCAGGACCAGUUCUGCUGCCUCCUCUUGGCCGAGAGGGUUCCCUCCGGUUAUGACGCACCCCGGAUUCCAACAGACAAGCGCGUUUUCACUACGACACAUUCUCCAAGUUGCGUGUUCCAGGAUGUGGAUGAACGAGCAGUUCCUCUCCUGGGUUACCUCCCCCAGGACCUGAUUGGCACACCGGUCCUCCUCCACUUGCAUCCUAACGACAGACCCAUUAUGCUGGCCAUUCACAAAAAGAUCAUCCAAUAUGCAGGGCAGCCGUUCGAACACUCAAUACGAUUCUGCACACGCAACGGAGAGUACAUCAUCCUGGAUACUAGCUGGUCCAGCUUCGUCAACCCCUGGAGCCGCAAGGUUUCCUUUGUGAUCGGGAGACACAAAGUGCGGAUGGGCCCUGUAAAUGAAGAUGUAUUCAAGGCCCCUCUCUCUCCUGGAGCCAACACAAAGAUCAUGGACUCGGACAUCCAGGAAAUCACUGAGCAGAUCCACCGGCUCCUCCUCAGGCCGGUUUAUAACGGUGGGUCCAGUGGCUACAGGAGUCUAAACAGCACCGACCACCUCCUGGGCAUGACCUCCUCUAGCGAAAGCCUUAACAAAGGGAGCAAAUUCCAUCAAGAGGACGAUGACAAGGAGGAAGACGUGAGCAGCAAAGCCCGGCCAAGAACUUUCCAGGAAAUCUGUAAGGGAAUCCAUCUCCAGAAGCACCAGGAACAGUGCAAGAAAAUGAAUAGCGAUUCUGCCCAGAAGAGAGUCCGUACCAAGGACUUGUCCACCCUCCUGAGCCUGAAGGAAAGCGCCACGCUGAUGGAGGAAAGCAGGUCUUCUUCCCACGAGGAGAUGCCGCUCAACGACCAGACUGUCUAUUCCUACCAGCAGAUCAGUUGUCUGGACAGUGUUGUCAGGUACUUGGAGAAUUGCAAUGUCCCCUUCGCUCUGAAGAGAAAAUACCAAUCCUCCAGUAACACCACGUCAUCUGAGGACAAAUGCAAAAUCGGCACCACAAUGCAAGCUUCUCGAGAACCAGCCUUGUUGAAGGAUCAGUCCAGUCUCUCCACUUUGGAAGAUCCAGAUAAAAAGUCCAGUGACUCUGCCAGAGCGGUAGUGGGCACUUCGCUGCCCCUUCCUUUACCUAACAAACCAGAAAGUGUGGUGUCCAUCACCAGCCAGUGUAGCUAUAGUUGCACCAUAGUGCAUGUUGGGGACAAGAAACCUCGGCAAGAAUCAGAGAUCGCAGAGGAUGUGUCAGGGGCGAGCGAGGCAGCAGAAUGCAGCCACAACCCGGCACAGGGGGCUCCGUCUUGGGCCGUUUCGCCUCGGGACCAAGAAAGGGAGUCAUACAGAAAACUGGGUUUGACCAAGCAGAUUUUGGCAGCCCACACGCAGAAGGAGGAGCAGGCCUUCUUGUUUCGCUUCAAGGAACUUCCCAGGCUCACUGCCCUCAAAGCCAACUGCUCGCAGUACUUGGCGCGCCAGAGGGAAAAGACGAGCAACAACGCUGCCCAGCGUGGGAAGAAAAGCAGUCCUGGGGCUGAGCCCAACAUGGCGCGGCGCGGUGUGCGCAACAAGAAGACCAAAUCCAAGCGAGCCAAGCAGACCGAGUCCUCGGACAGCACCGCAUCUUAUCCGAGACACCACCAAAUGCGAGGCCCCCUCCUUAACCAAGGCCUUAACCCCACGUCCUGGUCCGUUUCCGACACAUCCCAGUCCAUUUUCCCCGUAGCCUACCCUGGCUACCCUCUCCAGGUUGUCCCCAGAGACACUCCUGUAGUGCCCCGUUUGCACGCCCCUCUGCAAGGCUUUGGUGACAAUCAUGGGGAUCCUCCUUGCCCACCAGGGGUCCCUCAUUCCCCAUACACCACACCGAUGGUUGCCCCCAUCAUGGCUCUGGUGCUGCCUAACUACUGUUACCCACCCCUGAGUACCGGGCCUCCACAACUGGCGUACCACCCAGAGACUGCCAGUUUCCCCAUCCAGGUCCAACCUUACGCCCACCCCACCAUUCCAGGACCGGCAACCUUAAUGACUCAAGCCCCGUUCAACCCCCAGAGCCCCUUUACCCCUCAAGUGGACUGUUUGGCGUCGUCAUUCUACUUCCCCCCGAUGACUUCGGAAGCCCUCAAGGCCCCGGAGGGGGGCCAGUCUCGUGCCUCCACGCCGCAGUCCGCUUCGCUGCCGCUGUUUCAGUCCCGCUGCAGUUCCCCUCUGAACCUCCUGGAGUUGGAGCUUACUGGGGACCGACAGGAUGGUACGACAUUGCCCCCCGGAGGACAAGGCGGCAACGCGGCCGAGCAGGAGAAAGCGGCAGUUGGGGGCAAAGCCAAAGAGCUGAAUCAGCCAUCGCUCAGUCUCCUUGGUCCACCUGGACCGUUGUAUUACGAGGGCACGAUCCAUGUCUGUGAGCGUUUGUCUUGGAAUAAAGGCAUAUUCUCUUCUAGGCUGAGGGUUUACAGCAGCGAGGCAAGCUCUCACGGCAACAAUAGCGACGACAACUCGUCCUCCAGCGACAUGCUGGACAUCAUCCUGCAGGAGGACUCGUGUUCGGGCACCGGCUCGGCUACCUCAGAGUCCAUGCGCUCUCGCUCCAACGGCUGCGGGACUUCAGCCAGCAGGACGUCCAACAGUGGAGCUUCGGCGAGCAGGAUCUCCGGAAGUGGGACGGGUAGCAACAGCAGCAAAUACUUUGGCAGCGUGGACUCGUCGCAGAACAGCCAGAAGGUGAAAGGUCACUCGAGCAGCAGCGAGAUGGAGCAGAGCGAGCGCUUCGUCAACUGCGUCCUCCGGGACCCCGUGUGGCUCCUGAUGGCCAAGGCGGACGACGAAGUCAUGAUGACCUAUCAGCUACCCUCACGCGACAUCCAGAAGGUUCUCAAGGAGGACCGUGAGAAGCUGAGGCUGAUGGAGAAGAGCCAGUCGAGGUUCACGGAGGAGCAGAACAAGGAGCUGAUGCAGGUGCACCCCUGGAUGAAGAAGGGAGGGCUGCCCAAGGUCCUCGAUGUCAAGGUGUGCUCCUGUUGUGACGGCGCCAUCCACGCGCCAAACACGGACGACCUGCCGGACUUGGAUCUGGUCGAGAACGAUCCCGUGGUGGAGGCGGGCUGCCAAAGGACCCCCAAAGAGGAUCCCUCCUUUUUCAUUCCAAAAUAAGUCUCUGCUUCUUGCUGUUAAGACUUUGAAUGCCUCAUCAUUUUUGUACUGUUGUUUUUUUUUUAAACCCUCCUCUUGUUAUGGGUCAUUUUUUUUUCUUUCAAUGUUAAAAAUAAAGGUCCUGUUUUUGUUUA